CCCGACAGUAUUUUUUGACCCGCGGCGUUGACGUUCUUCACAAGCUCAUAAUCGCUGCUAUCCUCGUAGCUCUUGUUCACCACCCUUCACUACCUUCCUACCUGCUUUUCAAGCCUUUUAAGCGUUUAAAGGCUAGCCCCCCCGGCCUAGCACCGACCCCGCCUAUUUACAUGAGCACCGACGUUGUUCUUCCUGGUGACAUCUCCAACCUUGGCGUUGGAUUCGAUCCGCUUGCCGACUCUGCCGGCGCCGACGAGGGCAAUGCCGGAGAGGACGCUGUGCACAUUCGCGUGCAGCAGCGCAACGGCCGCAAGUCUCUGACAACCGUCCAGGGUCUCAAGGAGAAGUACGACUACAACAAGGUGCUCAAGGCCCUGAAGAAGGAGUUCUGCUGCAACGGCACUGUUGUGGAGGACCCGGAGCUGGGCAAGGUCAUUCAGCUGCAGGGCGACCAGCGCAAGAAUGUCAGCGACUUCCUGCUGGGCCAGAAGCUCGUGAAGAAGGACCAGAUCAAGAUUCACGGCUUCUAAGGAGCCUCUAGUCGUGGCGGCACCCUGCGGUGUGCUGCGCGUAAUAGCGCCAGUGGAGAGCACCCUUGGCGUGUUUCGGGCUGUCCAUUCACCUAGCCACCGAACCAGAAAGUGGUGCACGUGGAGCAUACCCAGGGGCGCUGGCCCCGCCAGCGCUCGCGCAUGCGAGUGCAGUUGAGUUUAAAGUUCAGACGUGCAUGUGGUGUGGGGGGCUGUUUGUGCACGGCGUGGCACACACCCGAGCGUCUCCUGUGAGAGGGACCGCUUUGGUAUAAAGGCAGUGGCAUUAUGGGGCAUGUACCCUACCUGUGCCGCCUCUGCCUAAUGCAGAGAGGGACAUAUAUCGGCCUACAAGGCAUUGCAGACAUCGGGGAAAGCGCCAUAUGCGUCAACCCCCUAGAAUGCUCAGGUUCUGAUUUAUGUGCAGGGUUACAGUGUUUACUACGCCAUGUAAUGCUAUUACGCG
Messenger RNA from Chlamydomonas reinhardtii, 996 nucleotides. RefSeq lists its product as uncharacterized. The coding region runs from base 171 to 530 and encodes 119 amino acids. The record is from RefSeq and is a predicted model, not a curated record. NCBI's taxonomy places the organism in Eukaryota, Viridiplantae, Chlorophyta, Chlorophyceae, Chlamydomonadales, Chlamydomonadaceae. Gene Ontology annotation, biological process: translational initiation. The transcript has 3 exons. Gene Ontology annotation, molecular function: RNA binding; translation initiation factor activity.